Heterobasidion irregulare TC 32-1 is the source of this 2352-nucleotide messenger RNA. RefSeq lists its product as uncharacterized. Gene Ontology annotation, biological process: regulation of DNA-templated transcription; DNA-templated transcription. Lineage: Eukaryota; Fungi; Basidiomycota; Agaricomycetes; Russulales; Bondarzewiaceae. The coding region runs from base 30 to 2180 and encodes 716 amino acids. The record is from RefSeq and is a predicted model, not a curated record. The transcript is spliced from 11 exons. Gene Ontology annotation, molecular function: zinc ion binding; DNA binding; DNA-binding transcription factor activity, RNA polymerase II-specific.
CCACCUCCGAUCAUCUCUCUUACUCGAGAAUGAGAGUCGUCUCACGCGGCCCAUACGCCAAACAAGCCUGCGUGCGAUGCAGAACUAGGAAAGUCAAGUGCGAAUGGGAGAGCAAGGAUAACAAGCUCCCCAACGCCACUUGCAGACAGUGCCGCGAGGCUAAGAUCGAUUGCCGCUGGGGUCGCGAACACAUCAAAGGAGUCAACAUCACCAGAGAACAUGUUCAACAUCUCCAAGACAAGAUCGUGCUCCUCGAGACAGAGCUGGAGCGCUGUCGUUCAUCUCAUUCGAUCCCCUCGACAAGUCAAUAUUACGCCGAUCCGGGCUCUCCUGAAUCUGACGGAACGCUUGUGAAAUCCGAGAGUGAUGACUCUGACGUUGAGCAGUUGUGUGCUCCCACCCAACAUCUUCAUAUUCACGAUGACACCCUGCAGUUCUGGGGCCCGACCUCGAUCUUCAGGUUCGUGAUGCCGGGGCCGUCCCGAUUUUACAAUUCAGGCAGCGCGGCGGGCCCGCACCGCUUCUCGUCCAUCGCAGGCAGUCUAGGGCCCGAUAUCGAAUGGAAUCGAUAUCUGCCCAAGGACGUGACUCUCUCGCGAACAGAACAUGACAGGCUUCUCGACCUUCUGUUUCGUUUCUUCACGUCCUGGUGCAUGAGAGUCGUCCCAGAGCUGUUCCUCCAUGACAUGCACCAAGUCUUGAGCCGAUCGCCCUCCAAUGUAGCAUCGAGAACCGCUCAUUACUCUCCCAUGCUGCACAAUUCGCUUAUCGCAGUGGCGACGGCGUUCUCGGAUGACCCGAUGAUCAAGGCCGAUGAGGUGCGGAACAAGUUUGCUGCCAAGGCGAAAGAAUCCCUCGAACAAGAAUGCGAGAGACCGCACCUGAGCGCCGUUCUCGCCUUGUCCAUCCUUGCCAACUUCCAUUCCUCGCGGGGGGAACAGUCGCUGGGGUACAUGUAUUUCGGGAUCAGCGCCCGGGUGUCACAGGCCCUUGGUGUAGGUCUAGACUGCUCUUCCUGGGUAGAUGCGGGCAAGAUUACUCCGGAAGAGAUGCAAGACCGAAAUUGGGUUUUCUGGACCACUUUCUGUCAGGACACAACCUGGUCCCUCUAUGUCGGCCGCGACUUUUGCGUCUCCUCCUUCUCAGAGUCGCAGAACAUACCCGUUCCAUUUGUCGACGGCGAUCUCGACCAGCGGCCGUGGAACUGGCCAAACAAGGAGAAUCCGCCGCAGCCCAACUAUCUAUCGCGCAUCUUCCAUGCGACCUGCCAGCUGUUGCAAAUUGCAAGGCGCAUCAUGAGCAUUGUGAGCAACUUCUCCCACCUGGGGGUUCGCCAGAACGCCAACGAGAUUCUCAUUAGCUCGAUGGACGUCGAGCUGGACUCCUGGAUGUCACAGAUGAAGGAGGAGAUCUCCAUCCCCCCGUCGGCACUCAGCAGAGCGAUGCCGCAUCAGCUCAUGCUACACAUGACAUACCACUGGCUCAUCAUCAUCUUGCAUCGGCCCUUUUAUCGUCAGAAGCAGGUCGGCGUAGAAAGAGAAAUAGAUCACAUUCGGCGCUGCAACAAGGCCGCAAACGAAGUCAUGAAGCUCGCCGACACGUGGCGCAACUCCUACACCCUCCGCUACGUCCCAAUCACGUUCAUCCAGGUCGUCUCCGCAGCCUGCACGAUCUUUAUCUUGUCUGCGGUGCAUGCCACGUCUGGCCAGCGCCUGGCAAAGGUGCAGCUUGACCAGGCCAAGAGGGAUACGCAACAGGCCGUGAGGUACCUCAACGAGAUCGGGGAGUCAUUCGCGGGUGCACGCACCAUCGCGCACAUAUUGGGCGGCGUCUUCGAGGAAAAGGUAAAAUCGAGGCUCGCGCGCCAUGCAAAGGCACCGAGGAGCGCCUCGGAGCCCAGGUCUUCCGAAGCUGUCGACGCGAAUUACCCUGUUCCCCAAGUGAUGCCGAGCGGCGAAAUGCCCUACCAGCCCAUGCCCGAUCCACCAACGUAUUAUAACCCAUCGAUGUCCAACGCAGUGACGUCCAUAGACGUGCAGCAAACCCAGUGUUUUCCCCCCUAUCCCUACUAUAACCCGCCAGUGAACGUGUUUGAACAGAGCACUGACAUCAACUACCUUUUCGAUCCGCAAAAUCCAUUGUUUUAUCCGACUUACUGCACGACAGGGAUGAGGUACUGAUUUGGCUUGCUUGUACUUAUAGUCUGGUAAUGUAGGUUAGCUUCGUGUGACUCUCAGAUAUGAUUGAUUACGGUACCGCGUCUCUAUGCGUGUUAUUUGUUUUGUCUUGUAUCACCUUUUGGAAUGAACGAGGAUGCCGAGCCGACAAACAAUCAAACGAAUACUAAAACCC